GACUACUGGAGGGAGCUUGCAAUGGCCUGUGCUCAAGGCGCCAUUUACGACUCCACCGAGCGUCAGCCGUAUCCCAAGUGUCUUCCGGGUACUAGAACAGAGUUCCUCGAAUCGCUUCGAACGACAGUUCAUUCAGAGCCUCCGAACAUCAUUUGGAUCGUGGGGGACUCUGGGUCGGGGAAGUCGACGGUAUCACACACGUUGGCGGACGAGCUUCGCGAAGAGGGCUUGCUUGCAGGCACGUUUUUCUUUUCACGGUACUCCCCUCAACGCAGCACUUUCGGCCUCGUCUUCCUCACCCUCGCCUAUCAGCUCGGGCUGAAGCAUGCAAGAGCCCAAGCAAUCAUCACGAAAGCCAUCUCCGACGACCCUUCCCUCCUCGAUCCCGCCAAAUCCCCUCGCGAUCAGCUCGAGAAGCUCGUCAUUCAAGUUUUGGAGUGGUUCAACGUCCCAGGUAGAUGGGCAGGCAAGAACAUGUCCAUCAUCUUGGACGCCCUUGACGAAGGUAUAUCCGAGUCGAAAGGCGUACCAGCAGCUCUCAUUCAGCCUUUCAUCGCACACCUUGUUCGCCUCAUCCGGGAUUCCAGACUCCCCAUUCGCAACAUCAUCAUCUCUAGUAGGCCAUGGCCCCAGAUCGAGUACGUGAUGCGCAAUCCGGACUUUGGCGACAUCCUUCAAAUCAAACCGCUCGGCGAAUCAGCCAACGAUGUCACCAAGUACUUACGACACUCCUUCCAGCAAAUACGCGCCUCCCACCAUACAUCGUUAUUCCGUUCAGGUCCAUGGCCACCCGAGGAAGACAUCCGGAUGCUAUCGGAGCGGUCCAGUGGCCGGUUUAUUUUUGCAGCGACCAUAAUUCGACAGAUUAACCAAGGCGAGCCUCAUCGCCGCCUUGCUCUGAUAUGCGGCAUGCUGCGCGGCAAGGUGCGACGGACCUGGGGCGACGUCCAUGACCUGUACAAAUCCAUCAUCGACGAUAUCGACGAGCCCACUCGUAAAAAGGGCCUAUACUAUCUCUCCCUCGUUGUUCAUUUGAAACGGCCGCUAUCUUUACCCACGAUGGACUGGCUGUUCGGAGACCAUGUACAGCCAUACCUUAUCCCUUUCUCAGCUCUCGUCUCGGUUCCUCUACCCAACUCGGAUGGUGCUGUUCAUGUAUCCGAGCCACAUCUAGACCUCUCCCGUUAUUGCCUUGAUGCACUUCAUGAGGGAAGGUGCUUGGUUGAUGCGUAUGAAUCAGGGCCAAGUUACGUUUUUGACAAUUUCCUCACGCAUCUUCGUCAGUGCAAGCACAGCAACGAUCUUCAAAACCUUCUUGCCGACUUUUUGGAGGAUGUCUUUGAUGGUUUACUGGAGAAAAUAAGACCGCUGUAUCCAUCAUGUGUCACUUUGAGUUUUGUUAGAAAAGUUAAAUACGGGAUGAAAGACAUCAUUGAAAAUCAUGAGGAUCUGGCACUCCGGCGGAACAAGAACACAUCUACAUACCCGGCGAAUCUGUGGACGGUAUGCCAGAGGAGAAUGGAUCAGGCAGAAAGAAAGUACCCCCAGGCAUACCUCAAGUUACUGAUACAGAAAAUGUCCAAAAUCAAAAAAAGAAAACACAUUGAAGUUCUACGCGAACUCUCGGAAGUCCUAACGUCGAUGCAGGCGGAACUUGAACGGAUAUCCGUGAACAAACAAAGGCGGGACAUAUCCGACGUGCGCGAGAGACGUACUUGAAGCGUGUAGAUGGAUUUCGCUCGAUGCGUCGUAUGUUAAUAUUUGACGGGGAGGAUAGUAACGGAAGCAUCAAUACAAGCGAGCGCAUUGCAGGCGCAGCCGCUACCGGU
Molecule: messenger RNA, 1829 nt
Organism: Coniophora puteana RWD-64-598 SS2
Lineage: Eukaryota; Fungi; Basidiomycota; Agaricomycetes; Boletales; Coniophoraceae
Exons: 6
Coding region: 22-1719 (565 amino acids)
Source: RefSeq, a predicted model, not a curated record